GUUUCAAACAGGGAAUGCCCUUUUUAAGCUCUACAGAAUCCUUUCAACAGAUCGUAUUCCUUUUCUUCGUUGAUUGCUGGAGUGAAAUCUUCUGCUAUAUCUCCUUGUGGCCAUUAUUUGCAAUUUUUCCAAGAUUUUUUGUUCAUAAUGGAUGUGUGAAUUUGAAAUAUAAUAAUUGGAUAAAAUCCACCACCUCCUCUGCCACUUUCAGAAGAAAAAAAGUAAUAAUAAAAGAGUUUUCUAGCAGAUAUUGCCUUGAAAAAGUGGGAGGUGACACAAGGAGCAGUAUAUUUAAAAACCUCCACCCAAUUGCACAUAUUCUCUUCUUGACACCAAAACCAGGCCCUUUCUGCAAAAGAAUGUAUAUUAUUUUGUAGCUUCAAGUAUUAAUGGCAGAAGAGGAUACCCUCUCUGAAAUUUCUGAAUCUUCUUCGUCUUCUUCAGCUCUCACCUCUCCAAUGUCUACUCCCUUGAGGAAGGUGUUCUGUAGAAUUUCAGGCCUUGCAAGUUCUCUGAGAAGAAACACAGCCCCUCACAGUAGAAGAAUCUUUCACAGAGAUGUUGAGCAGCAAGAGUUUCAAUAUGCAAACUCUCAUUGCCUCUCUUCUUACUACAGUGUUUUUGUUGCUCGUCUUGCCAUAAUGGUGAUGCUUGCUAUUUUGAUUGGGCUGUUGACAGUUCUCACAUGGCAUUUCACAAAGAGCUACACAGCAGAGUCACUACAUAGCUUGGCGUAUGGUCUUCGCCAUGAACUGCUGCAGCGCCCGAUCUUACGGAUGUGGAGUGUCUUAAAUUCCACGGCUGAAAUAACCACAGCUCAGGUUAAGCUCUCAGAAUAUGUAAUGAGGAAGUACAGCAAGCCUACUAAUCAAGCAGAGCAAGUUGAGCUGUAUGAAGCAAUGAGGGACGUUACGUGGGCGAUGUUUGCGAGUCGAAAAGCUCUUAAUGCCAUAACCAUCAAUUACAAGAAUGGCUUUGUCCAGGCAUUCCAUCGAGAUCAUACAAGCAACAAUACGUUUUAUAUUUACUCAGAUCUUACAAACUAUACCAUUAGUGCCACUGAAUCGCAUAAUAUCAAUCGGCUUUCGUCGGGUGAAGGGUGGUCAGAGCCACACAUACACGGCAAUAUGUCUGCAAAAUGGUAUAGGGAACCUCUUGAUCCCAUUAGUGGCCAGAAGAUAGGGAAAGCGAAGCAAAUCCCUCCAGAGGACUUGAUUAGUAUUGCUGGCAUUUCACAAUUAGCAGAUGGUGUUGCCUCAUGGCAUGUUACUGUGAGCAAGUACAUGGAUACACCAUUGCUUUCUGCAGCCCUGCCUGUUUCCGAUGCUUCGAAUGAAAGCAUAGUUGCGGUGGUGGGCGUUACAACCUCACUUUAUAGUGUAGGUCAACUAAUGAAGGAGCUUGUUGAGUUCCAUAGUGGACAUAUUUAUCUAACCUCUCAAGAGGGCUACUUGCUUGCUACUUCAGCCAAUGCUCCCCUGUUAAGAAAUACAUCAAGUGGUCCAAAGCUCACGAUGGCUGUUGAUUCCCAGGACGAUGUGAUUCGAUUAGGAGCAGAGCGGUUACAGAAAACCUAUGGAAACAAUUUUCCUCCUGGACAUGAGGUUCAUGAAGAGAAUGUCAAGCUUGGUGAUCAGCAAUAUUACAUUGACUCGUUUUUUCUUAAUCUGAAGAGGCUUCCUAUUGUGGGGGUUGUCAUCAUUCCUAGACAAUACAUAAUGGGAAAGGUAGAUGAGAGAGCUGUCAAAACAUUGGUUAUACUGAUUUCUGCAUCUUUAUGCAUCUUAGUUAUUGGAUGUCUAUGCAUUUUGAUUCUGACAAAAGGAGUAUCUAAGGAAAUGAAACUAAGGGCAGAACUAAUAAGCCAUCUUGAUGCAAGAAGAAGAGCAGAGGCAUCUAGUAAUUACAAGAGUCAAUUUCUAGCGAAUAUGAGUCAUGAACUGAGGACACCGAUGGCAGCAGUAAUUGGAUUACUGGACAUUCUAAUGUGUGAUGACUGUCUCAAUAACGAACAAUUCGCAACCGUUACUCAAAUUAGAAAAUGCUCAACCGCUCUACUCCGACUUCUCAACAACAUUCUAGAUCUAAGCAAGGUUGAAUCCGGAAAGCUAGUUUUGGAAGAUGCCGAGUUUGACCUGGGACGAGAACUUGAAGGGCUUGUUGAUGUGUUCUCUGUGCAGUGCAUUAACCAUAAUGUGGAGACUGUAUUGGAUCUCUCUGAUGAUAUGCCAAAAUUAGUGCGAGGAGACUCGGGCCGAGUUGUUCAAAUUUUCACAAACUUGAUCAGCAAUUCUAUCAAAUUCACAACCUCUGGUCACAUCAUUCUUCGAGGGUGGUGUGAGACGUCGAAUAAUCUCAACGACGUAGGCAAUUUCUGUACCGAUCAGAAGAAAUCACGAUUUCCUAAUUGGACAAAGAUGAAACAACAGGGAGACCACACAAAGAAUGAGAAAGAUAACAAAAUGACCUUGUGGUUUGAACUUGAUGACACUGGAUGUGGGAUGGAUCCAAGAAAAUGGGAAUCUGUUUUCGAGAGCUUUGAGCAAGCAGAUCCCUCGACAACCCGAACGCAUGGUGGAACGGGUCUUGGGUUAUGCAUCGUACGUACCUUGGUUAACAAGAUGGGGGGAGAAAUCAAGGUUGUAAAGAAGAACGGCCCGGGAACGUUGAUGCGACUUUAUUUGGUUCUUAGCACGCCUGUAGAUUCGAUGGAUCAUCACUGUCAGCUUGAUUUCACACAACAUAAUGCAGUGGUACUGCUUGCACUCCGUGGCAGCAUGAGUCGAUUAAUCACGUCACAGUGGCUUCGUAAAAUCGGACUGCUCACAUUAGAAGCUUCAGAGUGGAAUGAACUAACACUAAUCCUUCAGGAACUCUUUCAAGCCAGAAGUUCAGAAACUAAAAAGGGAUUUAGUCCACAGGAUUCACUAGGUGAACCAUUACGAGCAGAGCUAAUGAGAAUUAAAGAUAUGAAAAGCCAAAUAUUCAUCAUCGUUGCCGAUAUCGGGAUACUCGACUUGAGCACGGAUAUUUGGAAGGACCAACUUUACUUCCUUGAUAAGUACUCUGGAAAAGCAAAAUUCGCAUGGAUGUUAAACCACGAUACGUCCAACGCCAUUAAGAUGGAGCUCCGGGGAAAAGGGCACAUUAUAAUGAACAAUAAGCCAUUGUACAAAGCCAAAAUGGUUCAUAUUUUGGAAGCUGCUAUGAAGGACAGAAAUCUUGAGUUGCAGAAGAAAAGCGCUUCAAGAAUUGCAUCAAAGGAAGGGAAUUAUCAUGAAUGUCUUGAAAUUGAUUCCACUCAGUUUGAAACUGCCAGCUCCGAUGAUUCUGAUAUAUCUGAACUUAGCAAUUGUAACUCUCAGUGUGCAAAAUUUCAAGUCAAAGACAGUCUAGAAGAAACGAUAGCAAAACCAUGUCAGUCGCCAUUUUCGCCCGUUAACCAUAGCUUAGUUGAGCUAACUCAUGUACAUUCGAACGAGAGUAAUAUGAGGACUGGGGAUCCACGUGACACGAGGCAGAAUUCGUCAAAGCCUCAAUGUCGAAGUUCGGAAUCCAGUGGACAGAACUUGGGAUGCAACUAUCCUACAAGCCAAGGAGAAUCACAUUCGAAGAACGUUCCGAGUAAAAGAUCUCUUGAAGGGCUACGCAUUUUGCUUGCAGAAGAUACACCGGUUCUCCAAAGAGUAACGACGAUAAUGCUCGAAAAGAUGGGAGCCAUGGCCAUUGCUGUCGGAGACGGACUGCAGGCUGUAGAAGCUAUAACUGCCAUGCUAAGUGCUGAAGAGCAAAGAAGGGAAUGCCCCACAAGAUAUGACUUGAUAUUAAUGGACUGCCAAAUGCCAAGGAUGGAUGGCUAUGAAGCAACGAAGGCUAUUAGAAAGCUAGAAGCGGGAUCGAGGCUUCACGUUCCGAUUGUAGCAUUGACAGCCCACGCAAUGUCAUCUGAUGAAGCCAAAUGCUUGGAGGUCGGAAUGGAUGCAUACCUAACAAAGCCAAUCGACUAUAAGCUGAUGGUAUCCACCAUACUUUCCCUCGCUCAAAGAAGAGGCUAAGAAAGCUUGCUAAAGGUUUCGGUUUUGAAAAUCAACGCAAAGUUGCUCCCUUACCGAACAACAGGAAGCUAGAAGGCCUUGAAGGAUCGAAGCGAUCGAAGCGGGCAGAAGAUCAUAGCUCUAACACUCAAGAGUAUGAACAAAAUGAUGCAAAUUCUAUGUUUAAUGACAUCAGCAACAGAUAGAAAUGGUUGGGUGUAAAUUUGUGAAUCAGACGAGAGUGGAAGUUUUCUUUUUUUUUUUUUUGUAACAAAC
Messenger RNA from Cucurbita pepo subsp. pepo (vegetable marrow), 4310 nucleotides. Its product is annotated as histidine kinase 1. Gene Ontology annotation, biological process: phosphorelay signal transduction system; phosphorylation. NCBI's taxonomy places the organism in Eukaryota, Viridiplantae, Streptophyta, Magnoliopsida, Cucurbitales, Cucurbitaceae. The record is from RefSeq and is a predicted model, not a curated record. Gene Ontology annotation, molecular function: phosphorelay sensor kinase activity.